Messenger RNA from Paramecium pentaurelia, 1892 nucleotides. Lineage: Eukaryota; Ciliophora; Oligohymenophorea; Peniculida; Parameciidae. The record is from the annotation of a GenBank genome assembly.
AUGAGUUAGGAAUAAUAGUAAUAUAGAACACAAUAUGAAUACUAAAGUAUAUAUUAAACUAAUGAUGAUUUGAAUCUUAUAAAUUUUAGAGUAUUUGGAUAUCAACAUAAUAAUUAAUCAAUAUUUUUGUAAAUUAAUAAUUGUAAAGUGGAAGAAUUUGGAAAAUGUUUGGAAUGCCAAAAUUAAUAUGAAUUAGAUUUUCAUAAAAAACAAUGUAUUCCUAAAUGUUAGGAUGGAAUUAAAUUAUCACAAGAACUAUGUGAUGAUGAGAAUAGAAUCCAAUUUGAUGGUUGUUAUAAAUGUUAAUAAAGUUGUUAAAUAGAAUGUUUAUUUUGUUCUGAAAAUAAAUGCUAUAUAUGCAAAGAAGGAUGGUAACUUCAAGAGUAUUUGUGUAUAUAAAUUUGUGGAGAUGGAUUAUUGGCUAUUAUAUCUAUCGAAUAAUGUGAUGAUCCUGAAGAUCUUAAUUGUGUUGAUUGUAAAUAUUAAUGUGAUCAUGAUUGCUUGGUUUGUGAUUAGUUCUAAAAUUGUGAAUAAUGUAUAUAUCCUUAUGAGAUUAAGGAAGGGAAAUGUUUACCAAUUUGUGGAGACAAUAUAAUUUCUCUUCCUUUGAAUAAUGCGAUGAUGGUAAUGAUAUCCCUUAUGAUGGAUGUUUUGAAUGUCAAUACUAAUGCUCUUAUGGAUGUAUUUAAUGUGAGAAGGACAAUAAAUGUGUACUAUGUGAAGACUAAUAUUAUCAUUUAAAUACUUAAAAUUUUAAGUGCGAAUAACUUAAGUAAAUUAUUGAUUCAGAACUAAAACAGGAAUUAAAUGAUAAUGAUUAAUUAAUUGUAUAAUGUAAUCAGAAUUAAGCAUUUUUCAAUAAUUAAUGUAUUAAUUUAUGUGGCAAUGGAAUACUUAAUAGCCAUUUUGAAUAAUGUGAUGAUGGAAAUAAUGAUGGAGGAGAUGGAUGUUCAGCUUCAUGUUUUUAAGAAGAUUCUUUUAAAUGUCUUAAUCAAGAAAACUCUAUCAGUAUUUGCACUUUUAUUCAAGCACCAAACUUCAAUUUAAUUUUACUUUCUGAUAAAAGUAAUAAAAGUAAAAUAAUUGACUUAAGCUUUUCUUAAGAAGUAUAUAUAUCAUGCGAAAAUCUUUUUGAACAUGCAUUAGAAAUUAUGAUCAUUCCAUAAACUUAAUAUGAACUAACUAUUAUUCCAUUAAUAAAAAUUACUUCCUAGUUAAGUAAUCCUAAUUAUCUAAUUGAUAUUUAACUUUUGGAGCCUGUUGUAGAUCCAAUUUUAGAAAUUUAAAUAUAGAAAUUCUGUAUUUUUAAUUAGUUUGAUUUGGAUUUAAGUACUAAUUCAAAACAACUACCUCUAGGAACUCCGAUCAUAUUAUCAGCAGCUACAUAGAAAAGAGUAAUCUAAGUUAUCAAAAUGAAUGAUGCUAUGGUUUAUUCAUCAACUAGUAUUUCUGUAAUUCUAUUAUUAACUGGUAAUUACAUUGUGUUUUUCAAUUUAUUAGACUUACUAUAAUCACUAUCUUACAUUAGAUAUAUGCAAUAUAAAUUUCCUCCUCAUUUAACUUAAUUUCUUGAAACUUAUACAAAAAUUUCUUUAUAACCAAUUUUAGAUAGUUUAAAGGUUGAUGAAAUUAUAGCUAAAAUUAAUGGAGGUACUCUUCCAUAUUUUAGAAAGAAAUCGCAACAAUCAAAACAAAUUGAUGUUUUGAAUUAAUUUUAUUUAAUGAAUGCUAAGGGAUGUUACUUUUCUUACUUAUUAUCAUUGCUAACUUAUUUUAUGUGUUGUCUAAUAUCUUCAAUAAAGGUAUCAUAAUGGGUGGGAAAAAGUUUUGAAAAAAAUAAAGAUAGUAUGAAAGUUCUUCGCCUAAUUUCAAUCUUUUAAAAAAGAAUUCAA